AUGCAGGUCCGGGUCGGUGAGCCGCUGACCGUGGUGACCCACCAGUUGAACGAGAGCGGCACGAUCGCGCCGCGCUACACCGACUACGACAUCCUCGCGAGCUUCAUGACCCGCCGCUACGAGUUCGACAGCAGCCUGGUGUUCAUCCCACUGGAGGCGCUGCAGGAGAGCCUCGAAUACGGCAAGGAGACCGUGAGUUCGGUCGACCUGUUCCUGAAGGAUCCGCAGUCCGCGCCCCGGGUGGCGCAGGCGCUGCGUCAGUCGCUCGGGCGCGACGAUCUCCGCGUCUCGCACUGGCUCGGCCUCAACGCCCGUUUCGUCGGCGCCCUGCAGGUGGAACGGGUGAUGAUGUUCAUCAUCCUGACGCUGAUCGUCGUGGUCGCCGCCAUGAACGUGGUCGCAAGCUUCACAAUGCUGGUGCGCGUGAAGCGCGGCAGCAUCGCCAUCCUGCGGACGAUGGGCGCGGGACCGGGCACCAUCGUGCGCGCCUUCUUCAUGGCCGCGGCUGCCGUCGGCGUGGUGACGCUGAGCCGCAAGGGCCUCGCGGCCUAUGCCGAGAUCCCGCUGCUGCGCACCGUCAGCCUCGACCGGACCUUCUAUGCGCCGAUCUCGACGGCCGACUACGCGCGUUACGCCAGCCAGGUGCCGGAGCAUUUCAACUUCGUCGUGAAGGCCCCGGCCAUCGUCUGCGAUGCCGUGAUCCGCGACGAGGAGGGGCGGGGGAAGGUGCCCAAUUCGCACUUCCUCGACGCCGCCGUCGCUACCCGCGAAUUCGUCGUGCCCUGCCUGGAGGGGCUGAAGGGCAAGGCGGGCCCACUGGUCUUUCAGGUUUCGCCGCUGCCGCGCAGUCUGGUCGAUGAUUCUUCGCUGCUGAUCGAGCGGCUGGAAGCCUUCUUUGCUGCCCUGCCCACCGAACUGGGCGGUCAGGCGCCGCUUUAUGCGCUGGAGCUGCGCAAUCCCGAGAUGCUCACGCCGCGCCUGAUGCGGAUGCUGGGCCGGGCGGGAGUGCGCUACUGCGUCGGGCUGCACGACCGGAUGCCCGAGGUCGAGCGGCAGGAAACGGCCCUAAAGGCCCUGGACGGCGAGGAGCCGGGUCCGUUGGUGGUCCGCUGGAACCUCCACCGGGGCUUCCUCUACCAGGCGGCGAAGCAGCGCUACGAGCCGUUCGACAGGCUGGUCGACGAGGACGGGGAGACGCGCCGGAUCCUGGCCCGGAUGGCUGCCGCGGCGUUCAAGGCCGGCCGCAAGGUGUGGAUCACGGCCAACAACAAGGCGGAGGGCAGUGCGCCGCUUUCGCUCCUCAAGCUGGCGCAGGAAAUCGCCAAAUUGCUCGCCUAA
This is a messenger RNA of Ostertagia ostertagi, 1338 nucleotides long. Lineage: Eukaryota; Metazoa; Nematoda; Chromadorea; Rhabditida; Trichostrongylidae. The record is from the annotation of a GenBank genome assembly.